UCCAAUAGUACUACUAUGGCUUCUUUACACUCAUAUUCUUUCAACAUUCCCACACACAAAAACUUCCGACCAUCAAUAUGGAACAACAAAGGAACCAUAUCAUCAAAUCUCUUCUUUUCAAACAAAUCAUACCAAACAUUUAUUGCAAUCAAAUCUUCAAGUACUAGUACUACUCUUCCAAUUUUAUCUCAAGAAAAAAUCGAAGAAAAAAUCGAAGAAAUUGCCGAUAACAAUCAAGAAUCCCCCGAAGAAAACCCGAAACAACUCGAUGAAAUAUGGAUGGAAAUCCAGGGAUGCAAUAACUGGGAAAAUCUGCUCGAGCCAAUGAACCCACUCCUCCGCCAAGAAAUCAUUCGCUACGGGGAAAUGGCACAAGCGUGCUACGACUCCUUCGAUUUCGACCCGAAUUCAAAAUACUGCGGCACGUGCAAGUACGAGGGGGCCAAUUUCUUCGAGAGGGUCGGGUUAUCGGGUCGGGGUUACACCCUGACCCGAUACCUGUACGCGACCUCCAACAUCAACUUGCCAAACUUCUUCCAGAAGUCGAAGAUAAGCAGCGUCUGGAGCCAGCACGCCAACUGGAUGGGCUACGUGGCGGUAGCCACCGACGAGGCGGAGAUCCGCCGCCUCGGCCGCCGCGACAUCACCGUGGCGUGGCGGGGCACGGUCACGUACCUGGAGUGGAUCCACGACCUCAAGGACAUACUCCACCCGGCCCACUUCCGGGCCGACCCGUCGAUCAAAAUCGAAUCCGGGUUCUUCGAUCUGUACACGUCGAAAGAGUCCAGCUGCGAGUACUGCUCGUUCUCCGCCAGGGAGCAGGUUCUGGCGGAGGUCCGGCGGCUCAUCCACCGUUACAGAGGCGAGAAGCUGAGCAUCACCAUCACAGGGCACAGCCUCGGAGCUGCGCUGGCGUUGCUCAGCGCGUACGAUAUGGCCGAGAUGAAACUGAACCUCACCGGCGACCACGGAGACGACGCCGUUUCGAAGAUCCCCCUGACGGUUUUCUCAUUCGCCGGGCCGCGCGUGGGGAACUUGAAGUUCAAGGAGCGGUGCGAUUAUCUAGGGAUUAAGGUUCUGAGAGUAGUCAACGCCCACGACAAAGUCCCGAAGAUGCCGGGGAUCAUCACCAACGAGAAGUUCCCGCACCAGAGGUACAUCGAGGACAAGCUCUCCUUCCCGUGGAGCUACGCGCACGUGGGGGUGGAGCUGGCGCUUGACCACACGCGCUCGCCGUUCCUGAAGAAGACCGGCGAUCUGCGAGACGCGCACAAUCUGGAGGCGCACCUCCACCUGCUGGACGGGUACCACGGCAAGGACGGCGAGUUCCGGUCGGCCGGCGGCAGAGAUAUCGCGCUUGUGAACAAGAGCUGCGGGUUCUUGAAGAGUGAGUGUGAGGUGCCGCCGAACUGGUGGCAGGACGAGCAUAAAGGGAUGGUGAGGACCGGCGACGGGCGGUGGGUUCUGCCGGAGAGGCCCAGAGUGGAGUCGCACCCGCCGGACACCGCCCACCACUUUGCGCAAGUGAUCAAAUAUGCUAGGGCUAAAUUGGAAUUGUUUUAGGUUUUCAUAUAUGCAUGUCGAUUCGAUUAUUAUUAAUCUAUAAUUACUAGUUCUUACGUGCAUGUGUUAAUUGAUUUGUUUUUGCUUUUAAUUGUACUUAUCAAACGUACGUCUAGCUCCUAAAAAAGGUUUAUUUGUUUAUUAUUA
This is a messenger RNA of Erythranthe guttata (spotted monkey flower), 1710 nucleotides long. RefSeq names its product phospholipase A1-Igamma3, chloroplastic. Gene Ontology annotation, molecular function: glycerophospholipase activity. The record is from RefSeq and is a predicted model, not a curated record. NCBI's taxonomy places the organism in Eukaryota, Viridiplantae, Streptophyta, Magnoliopsida, Lamiales, Phrymaceae. Gene Ontology annotation, biological process: lipid metabolic process.